AUGGUCCGACUAUCAUCCCUUUUCCGCCUGCCCACCAAGCUGCGGCGCAGGGUCAGACGCAAUCGAAUGGCUACCCUUAUAGCCCUCGUCGUCCUCGUAGGCCUCUUAGUCUUCCCCUUCUAUUCUGCCUACUGCGUCUACAAACCUCCGAGAUACCUCAUCAAUUGGCUGCGGAGGAAAUACCCGGAUGUGCUUUUCGAGGAACCGACCGACCAAAAGAUCAUUGCCUUAUCGAUUGACGAUGCACCCUCCGCCCACACCGAUGAGAUCAUGCAGGUUCUGGAGGAGAACGAGGCCCAUGCCACAUUUUUCGUCAUAGGCUCCCAAGUCGAGGGUCGUAAGGAAAAGCUUGUCAAAUUAGUCGAGAAGGGUCAUGAGUUGGGGAACCAUGCUAUGCAUGAUGAGCCAUCCAAGUCACUCAGCAACGAGAAGCUCAUGGAGGAAGUCCACCUCGUCAAGGGGAUGCUGACCGAGGCAUAUGCGGCAAAUGAUCGAAUUCUACCCAACAAUUACUUCCGCCCGGGAUCUGGAAUAUUCAACAGACGCAUGCGCGACGUCUUAGGAAACCAGGGCUUUCGCAUCACUCUGGGAAGCGUCUAUCCUCACGACCCUCAAAUACCGUAUCCCGAAACCAACGCAAAACACAUCCUUAGCAUGGCUCACCCAGGAGCUAUCAUCAUCUGCCACGAUAGGAGGUCAUGGACAGUACCGAUGCUGCGCAUUGUUCUUCCAGAGUUGAAGCGGCAGGGGUAUAAGAUUGUUACCAUCACCGAUCUUGUCAAGCUUGUAGCAGCAGAGAGCCAGGUGCGAUGA
Fusarium sp. VM40 is the source of this 813-nucleotide messenger RNA. NCBI's taxonomy places the organism in Eukaryota, Fungi, Ascomycota, Sordariomycetes, Hypocreales, Nectriaceae. The record is from the annotation of a GenBank genome assembly.